AUGUCAUCAGCUACCGAUUUGCCAUUUGCCCUCAAGGACGCAUCUCUUCUCAAGGACCGGUCCUAUGUGAAUGCCAAAUGGGUAGAGGCCAAGUCGGGCAAACGCUUCAACGUCAUUGACCCAGGCUCUGACAGGACCUGGGCAUCGUGCCCGGACAAUGGGCCCGAGGACGUGGAAGCAGCAGUCGAGGCGGCGUACGCAGCAUUUCAAACAUAUCGCAAAGUCACCCCCCGCAAACGCGCACAGCUGCUCAUUGCCUGGCACAAGCUGAUUGACGAGCACAAGGAUGACCUGGCUACCAUCAUGACCUGGGAGAGCGGCAAGCCUCUUGCGGAAGCUCAAGCCGAGGUUGCCUACGCACAGGGCUUCACUUGGUGGUUUGCCGGGGAGGCUGAGCGCAUCCAGGGCUCAGUCAGCGUCCCGGCGGCGCCGAACCGCCGGGUCAUGAUUGUGAAGCAGCCCAUUGGCGUUGCUGUUGCGCUGGUGCCUUGGAACUUUCCCAUGGCCAUGAUUCUCCGCAAAGCAGGCGCCGCGUUUGCCGCCGGCUGCACCAUGAUUGUCAAGCCUUCGCCAGAGACGCCGCUGACCUGCCUGGCCCUGGCCGAGCUUGCCAGCCGCGCCGGAUACGGCCCCGGGGUGUUCAACGUCUUGACGACUUCGCUCGCCAAUACUCCUCCCUUGUCCGAAGCGCUUUGCCUGCACCCGAAUGUGCGCAAAGUCACCUUUACCGGCAGUACGCGCGUCGGCAAGAUUGUGGCUGGCCUUUGCGCGCGCAACCUGAAGAAGUGCACCCUAGAGCUCGGUGGAAACUGCCCAUUCAUCGUAUUCGAUGAUGCCAACUUGGACCAGGCCCUGGAACAGUUGAUGGCUCUCAAGUGGCGGCAUGCAGGCCAGGCAUGCAUCACCGCCAACCGUCUCUACGUGCAGUCCAGCAUUUACGAAAAGUUUACAAAGAUGCUGGUGGACAAGACAAAGGGCCUCGUGGUUGGCCAUGGAUCCAAGGACGGCACGACCAUGGGCCCGGUGACUAUUCCCAAUGGCAUCAAAAAGGCAGAAGCGCAGGUAUCCGAUGCGCUCAAUCUCGGAGCGAGCCUCGUUCUUGGAAGUGGUAAAGGCAGCCUCAAGGACGGCACAGGCAAUGGCAAAGGCGUGGGCGGCUACUUUAUGGAGCCCACGAUUCUCACGGGAAUGACAAAGGACAUGCUGAUGACGCGCGAAGAGACGUUUGCGCCAGUCUGCGGACUCUAUUCGUUUGAUACGGAAGAAGAGGUUACACAGUGGGCCAAUGACACAAGCAUGGGUUUGGCAAGUUAUGCCUUUACCAAAAACAUGGAUCGGGUGUUUCGCCUGUCCGAGAAUCUCGAAGCUGGCAUGAUUGGUGUGAAUACUGGCAACAGCUCUGCCGCAGAAAGCCCUUUUGGUGGAAUCAAGGAAUCUGGCUAUGGAAAGGAGAGCGGUAAAGAUGUCGCCGUCAACGAGUACCUUGUUGCAAAGACGGUGACCAUUACACUCGAGGGUCAUUUUUAA
Messenger RNA from Beauveria bassiana ARSEF 2860, 1527 nucleotides. Its product is annotated as succinate-semialdehyde dehydrogenase, putative. NCBI's taxonomy places the organism in Eukaryota, Fungi, Ascomycota, Sordariomycetes, Hypocreales, Cordycipitaceae. The coding region runs from base 1 to 1527 and encodes 508 amino acids. Gene Ontology annotation, molecular function: succinate-semialdehyde dehydrogenase (NAD+) activity. The transcript has 2 exons. The record is from RefSeq and is a predicted model, not a curated record.